GUGAACAGUGUCCAAGCAUUUGAGGGCUGAAACACGGGCGCUUUGUCUCGCUACUGCAGCCACUCAGAGGGGCUCUGCGACUGAGGGAUCUCUCCGGCAUUCGGGGGGCGACGGAGGGAGAAGGCAGGGAGCAGCGCGCAUUUUGGACGCUGAACGGUCUCGGGAUGUGUGCGUGAAGGGGGCUAUGUGGCAGCGGAGAGCCAGGCACAGAUUUUCGGAAGCGCCAGGGGAGCGUGAGCAGACGGGCCAUCUCGGGGUGAUGGAGGGAGCGCUGCUGUUUUGGCUUUCACACGAUAAUGAAACCCGGAUGCUGCCGGCCGGGCCCAGCUGAGUCUGUGUUGUUAUUUUGUUGUUGUUGUUGCUGUUUUUUGCCCCCUAUUUGAAUCUGGGCCACGCAUGGAGAAAGGGUCUGUACAUUUGUCCUUUCACGAGCGAUGGUCAUCGGGCACUACGGUCAGCCUGCAGCGCUGCAGAAACAAAUAGGGGAUUUGAUGGACGCAUGAAGGGCCGAGACACCGGCUAGACCCAUCUGACUGACUGACUGCAGGCUCCUGGAGGGAGUAGGGAUGCGGCGCGUUCUUAAUUCAAACCAGUUUGCGGGGGUACCUGAAUAAUAGAAGCACUCAGCCUGUACGCGUGUGUUUGAUUGGGAAAGGAUUGGGAUCUAAGCUCUGCUGGAGGCGUCAUGAUGUCUCUGAGAUGCCACAGAAGCAAGCCCGUUUGGGCCGCCCUGUGCGUGCUGGUGCUCUGCUGGCUCUACAUCUUCCCUGUCUACAGGAUGCCCAGCGACAAGGAGGUAGUGGAGGAGGUUCUGAGGCAGGGCCAAGCUUGGACCAGGAACCAGACUGGCAUUGAUUUGUACAGGAAGCUGAUAGCAGAAUGCUGUGACCCGAAGAAGAUGUUUGCAGUCACCAAGGAGAAUUCACCGAUAGGGAAGGUUCUGUGGUACGAUGGCGAGUUCUACCACUAUCACACAGUCAACAACGAGACCUAUCAGUUCUUCGUACAGGAUACUCCUCUGCAGCUGCCGCUAAAGAAGUGCUCAGUGGUGGGGAACGGAGGGGUUCUGAAGAACAGCGGCUGUGGCAGAGACAUUGACCAGGCCGACUUUGUUAUGAGAUGUAACCUGCCUCCACUGUCCAAAGAAUACAUUGAAGAUGUGGGUAUGAAGACACAGCUGGUGACUGCUAAUCCCAGUAUUAUAGAGAAGAGCUUUCAGAACCUCCUGUGGUCUCGGAAAGCCUUCGUGGAGAGCAUGAAGGCCUACGGCUCCAGCUACAUCUACAUGCCUGCCUUUUCUAUGAAGCCAGGGACUGACCCCUCCCUCAGGGCUUAUCAUGCCCUGGCUGACUCCGCCUCCAAUCAGACCUUGCUGUUUGCCAACCCGGACUUCCUGAAGAACGUGGGCCGCUUCUGGAAGAGCCGUGGCGUGCACGGCAAGCGCCUCUCCACUGGCCUCUUCCUGGUCAGCCUUGCGCUGGGCCUGUGUGAGGACGUCACAGUCUAUGGCUUCUGGCCAUUUUCGGUGGGGCUGGAUGAGCGGCCAGUCAGUCAUCACUACUACGACAACAUCCUGCCCUCGUCAGGCUUCCAUGCUAUGCCCGAGGAGUUCCUGCAGCUGUGGCACCUUCACAAGAGUGGCACACUGCGCAUGCGCAUAGGUCAUUGCGCACAAGGAAAGGUCCAAUAAGAGGAGGAGUGGUUGCCCUGGGCAGCCAUCUUAGAGUUUUUUCUGUUAGUGGCUCCGCCCCCCACCACCACAACCACCACCACCUAUUCUUCAGAUUAGCAUAAGAAUAAGGGGAAUACCCCCCCACCAAACUGAUACCACCCAUAGUCUCUGCUUGAUUGCAGUAGAAAAAGACUCAAUACCGCCUCCUAACACACACAUCCACACCCACAUGCACUCAGUCACGCAAAUACACACAUUUUCUUUGCUGUUGCCAAGGGGAUGUCAUUUAGACCUGCAUGGACAUCCAUUUCCACAUUUCCAUUCACCAGGCAGCAUUUGAUGACUGAGGUAGGGGGAUGCGGGGGCCGUAGGCUUACAGUUUGAAUGCUAUAGCCAUAGCUAUGUUUUUUUUAUGGCAGCUGGGCUCCAGGACCCCCCGGGCCUUUUUUUUCUCUAAAGCCAGAACAAGAGGACAGGGCGUGUGGGGGUGGGUACUAAAAGACGUCUUGAAUGGAUUCAGACGAAGGAGAAGAAAUAAUAAAAGCAGGCUCUUUGCCAAGGCAACAGGGUUGGAGAGGGGGGGUGGUUAGGGUGGGCAGAUCUGGGCUAAAAAUGGACAAGAGAAAAAAGAAACAAACUAGAAACACUACAGCGAUAAUUCUUACAUUUUUUUUGUUUUGUUUUUUUGUCACAUCCUGAGGAUUCGUUAUUUUAAGCGUGGGGAAAUAACAAUGAGGAAAAGACUUGAACUUUGUUUUGUCAAAAUUCUCAGCGCAGAUCCAAUGUACAGACCAAGUUCUAGCUGCCAAAAGGGAAACAUGAACAUUUGAAAUGAAGUGAAAUGAAUGUACUGCAAAUGCACUGCUGUUUGGACCACCAUUUGAACAUUCUUUCAUCACACAACCGUCUAUUUUAAGCUGUACUUCUGUAUAUCCUGUGUUUGUGUACUGAGGUUUCAACCCAUAGUCAAAAGGAAGGUACAAGUGGAACCUGUGAAGAGCUUCACAUCAAUCAGGGGUGGAUAAACAAUGUAUUUGAUUUUUUUUGCCAGUGGAAGUGCUAUGACCGCCUUUAAAGUGAAGUAAUGUGAGCUGCAGCCUUGCUUUGCGUGUGAUUUGUGCUGCAAAAGGUAGCAGUGGUUGACGCAGGAUCAGAUGUAGUGAUGCUGUAGGUACCCUUGGAGCAGUAGUGCUGCUCCUGGCUGCUUUGGGUGCUGGACACCUUGUACUGGAACCAAUUUUGUACAUACUUAGCAUUACUUUGGUCAGUGUUUUGGUCACCAUUCUGAUUCCUUUGAAUGUAAAGGCAGCCAAUGAAGUAAUCUGCUACUGGAAUAGUUUAUAUCUGUACACCUUUUAGGUAGACAGUUUUUAUUUUCUUAAAGGAGUGCUCCAAUGUUUUCAGCAUCUGUAAUGUUUGUUCAGAACCACAGACAAUAAGUGUGAUGCAUUUUUCUGUGUUUAGUAAAAAUUGUUGCCUUAAAACACAGGAGGUUCUAAAGGCCCAAAAAAUGUGAGAUGUGCAUUGCAGUCUUCGUUUUCAUUAAGAACUUCACACUGCGUUUUUUUCAAUAGUGCUUCUGGCAGCAUGUCUCCCUGUUGCUUAGCAACAACAGCGUUGGUCAGCUGUGUUAUUGCUAUCAUAUCUACAUGCAGAAAGUUGAACAACUACUUAACUAGCCUACAUCACAAAGCCAAAGUAAAGAAUUUUUUUUUUAUUCAUGUAAUGAUGUGAUGAUGUAAUAACCCCUUCUUCAUUAUAGCUGUUACUGAAAGCCCAACUUACCUGGGAUCUGAUCGGUCAUCACAGAAAAAAUGCACAAGCUAUAUGGUACUUAACCACUUUCAGGUAAAUGCCCUUCAGGUGAGGCAGGCCUGCUUCAGGCAGACAUAGCUUGCCACUUGGUGUAAAAGACUACAUAGAUUAACACAGUAGGGUUUGCGUGUAUCAUUUCAUAUCUGCUGCAUUUUAAGGGUGUACUGCAUGUUGAGGGAAUAUGCAUCAGCCGACACAUUUGCUAAAUGGGUCAAGCUAUGGUGAUUUGCUGUAAAUUUUGAAUGUGUGGCUCCUUUGGACAGAUCUAGCAUGCAUAUGUCAUCCCAGCCAAAUUUUCUUUUUUGUUUUUGUUUUUUUUUUUUUUUGUUUUGUUUUUAGGGGUUGGGGGGGCAUUGUGUGGAUACUGUCCUCCCCCCUGAACCUCCAUGGUUUCCAGCCAAGCCUCCCAUGAUUAGGUUCUGGGACAGGGCCCGAGCACUCCACACAAAAGAUAAAACAAUCAAUGGGAGCAGAGAACACUGUGUUCAUAUACUUUUAAGACCAGAGGUGUGACCAUCACACCUACAUGAGCUUGUUACACAUCCGAUACCAAAAUCAUAGACAUUAAUUUGGAGUUAGCCCCACCUUUGAAACUAACAGCAUCCACUCUUCUGGGAAGGCUUUCUACAAGAUUUUGAAGUGUGUCUGUUGGAAUUUGUGGCCAUUCAAUUCAGAGGGCAUUUGUAAGGUCAGGCCUGGCUCACAGUUAAUUCCAGUGGUGUUCAAUGGGGUAGAGGUCAAUUCCUCCACACUAAACUUAUCAAACCAUGUCAUGAGGGGCCCUGUUUUGUGCACAGUCAUGCUAGAAUAGGAAAUGGCCUUCCCAAAACUCUUGUCACAUAGUUGGAUGCAUAUAAUUGUCUAAAAUGUCUUUGUAUGCUGUAACAUUACCCUUCACUGGACCUAAGGGACCAAGGCCCAACCCCAGAUAAUAGCCCCAGUCCAUUAUCCCUCCUCCAUUAAAUUUUACUGUUGGCGCUAUGCAUUCUGGUAGCAUUCUCCCGGCAUCCACCAAACCCAGAUUCGUCCAUCAGACUGCGAUAGUGAAGUGUGACUCAUCACUCCAGAGAACAUGUUUCCACUACUUCAGAGUCCAGUGGUGAUGUUCUUUACACACUCCAGCCCAUGCUUGGCAUUGCCCAUGGUGAGCUUAGGUUUAUAUUCAACUGCUCAAUCCCAUUUCAUGAAACCCCUGAUGCACAUUUGUUAAGAUGAUGUUGCUUCCAGAGGCAAUUUGGAACCCUGUACUGAGUGAUGCAACACAGGAUAGGUCAUUUUUUUAUGUGCUACACACUUCAGCACUCAGCUGCCACAUUUUAUGAGUUUGCAUGGUCUACCAUGUCAUGGCUGACCUGUUGUUGCUCCUAGACAUUUCACAGUAAUGGCACAUACAGUUGACUAGUGUACAUCCAGCAGAGCAGAAAUUUUCCAAACCAACAUGUGGCAAAGGUGGCAUCCUGUGACAGUGCCCCAUUUAAAGUCACUGAGCUCUUUAGUUUGACCCAAUCUACUGCCAAUGUUUGUCUGUGGAGACUGGAUGACUAUGUGCUUGAUUUUACACACCUGUUAGCAAUAGGUAUGGAUGAAACCACACUAUCUAGGAGUGGUGUUCACAUACUUUUGGUCAUAUAGUGUAUCUCCCAUUGAAAACAGUAAAUAAAAGGCUUCUCUGCUUCCAAAUAUUUUACAAUGUGAUCCCCUUUAGUACAUUUACAUUUUUUUACAUUUACAGCAUUUAGCAGACGAUCUUAUCCAGAGUGACGUACAAGAAGUGCUUUGUCUAUCUAGAGAAAGUAUAUUUGCUAGUUAGCAAUAGGCUAGAGAGACACCACUAGGUCUAAAUUGUGGUGCAGCUAUCUAAGCUUGAUUCCUGGCAUCCAUGGCUGGCUAUCCAAGAGAGCUGACUAAUGCGGACGUCUGUUAGCCAACAUAGCAAAAUGCAAUUCCUUACUCAAGCCCAUUUGUUAGCUAGGUACAUCUUGAUCUACUGGGUGAAAUUGAGUACUACGAGGUAGGUCUCCCACUUUCUCACCAUAAUACCAAGCUGGGAGGGUGAAGACUAGCAUGUGCUGCCUCUGAGAUAUGAAGCACCUGCCUCUAAUGCACAUACAAAGGAAACACCAACUGCCAUUUCCGGUACAUCAGCUAAUAGAAAUCCUCUCUUGGACUCUCAUGUGUUGGACAUGGACCCACUUAGCUAGUGGGUGGAAUUGACUUUGACUACAAGUUAAAAUCAGUAAAAAAUAGUAAGAGAACACACUUAAUGUAGAAGCCAAUGAUUAGAUGCUAAAGCAAAUUGGCUUCUAUUGAAAGCGUGUUUUGAGUCAACCUUUUUGCGUUACUUUUCCAAAUACAUGGAAAUGCAUUAAAUUUAUUGUCUGUGGUAAAGGAGCAUGUGCUGUAAAUGUGAUGUUGAAAAACACUAGAGUAUUCCUUUAAUAUCUUAAUAUAACAUUUUAUCUGGCCUUUGGUCUCUUGGCAAACAAGGGUAUACACUUAUCUUGUAGGUGCUAGUUUUACUAUGUCACUCAUUCAGAGCCUCUGAAAACCCAUAUAUGGUAGCUAUGUUGGAAUAGAUUAAAAAGAGGCCUAAAGGUCAGAUAAGUGCACAGCUGAGGUGAAUGAUACAGCAUAGAGCCAUAUCAUGUUGUUUGGCAUGCUCCGACACAAAGGCCACUGUGUUGAAAGUCAUGAAGGAAACAAUAUCCACACGCACUCCAGCGUGCUUCGACCAGGCUUCUGAAAUCCAUCCUCACUGUCUGUAUAUCAUCCAUUCACAUUCCUUGAAAGGUUGAGUGCCUUUUUAACGUAAAAGAAAAAAAAGUCUAAAUAAGCAUUAUUUUUUCUUUUUUGUAAGUGACACUGAAAGCAGUAUGUAAGGACUAAAGAUUUAUCUUGCCUUUUUUGUUCCUUCCUGGGAGUUUUCCAUAUUUUUGAUUCUGUGUUAGGUGAUGUAUCCAGUGGGAUGAUGGUGAUUGCAUACAGUUUAGUGAGAAGCCUCAAUGGAGUCCUAUAACUAGCUGGUUGCAGAAGGACCAAGUUGAAUUUAAUACAUCUUAAUGUCGCAAAAGUUGCCAAUUGAAGGCAUCUCUUCUAACUAUAUUUAUGAUGGAGGAUAUUGGUAAAUGUUUAAAGAGAGAGUAGGCAUUUGAAUUUGUGUUAUUUACACCUUUUUUAUGUCUUAUUCAGUGUUGUGAAUGAGUGCGACCGUAGCUUGUAUUGCGGCAUGCAUGACUGUGGUACAUGUAUUUGUUUAGUAAACUGAAUUUGAGUUGGGAGAUAUUUUAUAGCUCAUUUUCAUUUCUGCCCCCUUUUGAUUUCUGAGCCACGUCAAGCUGUGUACCCAAAGUGUAGCAGCACUUACCUCAACUGUUUUCUCACUACUAAGCCCUUCUACGAAAUAUGAAACAUAUUUAUUCAGCCCAGGAGUGUAGACCUCUUUGAGCUUAUGACAAAUCAAACUAUUUGUACUGUUCAGUGUUGCUGAGCCUGGAUGUUGAGGUAGGAGUCUGUCCUCAUGGCUGUGAGGGCAAUGCUUGUGUAACUGCUUGGUUAAGUUCACCGUAAAUAGGUGUGCUGUAAUUUGCCUUGCUUGAAAAGAAAACCUAACAUAUUUGUAAUGUGGACGUGAGUGAAACUGAAAAAACGUGGAAGCAGUCAUGUCUCAGAUCGGGGCACAGGGCAAGAGCUUCUGUUUUUUUGAGCAUGUCAUACUGAAAAACGGAAAUGAACAGCUUGGUCUGAACGAUGUUUUUCUGCCACUUGGGUUACGACAAUAGAAAAAAAACUGAAUCAAGCAAAUGAUGCAUCUAAAAUGAAGGAAAUUAUUGAUAUUAAAUAAUAAAGCAACCCAGUUUUAACUGUC
Messenger RNA from Pygocentrus nattereri (red-bellied piranha), 7352 nucleotides. It is a transcript of the gene st8sia1, whose product is annotated as ST8 alpha-N-acetyl-neuraminide alpha-2,8-sialyltransferase 1. Gene Ontology annotation, biological process: oligosaccharide metabolic process; N-glycan processing. The transcript is spliced from 5 exons. Bases 686 to 1690 code for a protein of 334 amino acids. NCBI's taxonomy places the organism in Eukaryota, Metazoa, Chordata, Actinopteri, Characiformes, Serrasalmidae. Gene Ontology annotation, molecular function: alpha-N-acetylneuraminate alpha-2,8-sialyltransferase activity. The record is from RefSeq and is a predicted model, not a curated record.